UGCGACAAGACGGUGGCAGAACCACUUCUCACACCACGUCUCAACCUCGCAGUCAAACGUCACAACCGCACCCAGAUCAAACUACACGCCACGCUGACGUUGGGCGUAAUCCCCUUGUAAUUCCUCGUGAAAAAACCGCCGAAAGUCAGUCUGGACUUUCACGGUGUUCACCACCUCAUACGCGACACCAAAUCCCCUCUAAUACGGCGCAAACCGACCUUCGUCAGCAUAUUGAAAGAAAUCGAGCUCACCAAGAAUCAUCCGAACUUGAAACAUUGCGACGAAGAAUCGCCGAGUUGGAAAGUCAGCAAAGGAUGCCGGAAGACCCCCCUCGGCGGACCUCCACCUCGGCGCAAGUAUAUCUGGAAGUCGAUUCUCCCCUCACGCCAGAACUCACUUCGGAACCUGUACCCGGAAAAGUCAAAGUUCCUCAAAUCGGGUUAUACGAUGGGACCUCGGACACCGAUUCACACCUCGGUCAUUACACUUCGUGGAUGGACCUACAUGGGGCCUCAGACGCACUUCGGU
Molecule: messenger RNA, 528 nt
Organism: Striga hermonthica
Lineage: Eukaryota; Viridiplantae; Streptophyta; Magnoliopsida; Lamiales; Orobanchaceae
Source: the annotation of a GenBank genome assembly